CCUGGUACCGGCGCUCCCAAGUACAGAUGGCACUCACACAUACAGCGCUCGAUAAGCGAUUUUGGAGGAGCGGUGGUACUACGGACAUAAUGAGCGAAACAGAGCCUCUUGAUGAAUCCUUUGUUGACUGUAGUUUACUCGACGGAUCUCUCCUAGAUGUGUCUACAGAAGAAACGGUAACUACAGUAACUGAUGUAACAGAACAGCACUUAACCGUCAAUCACCACCAGUGUCAAAUAUGUGAAAAGGUUUAUAAACGUAAAGCCAGUCUUACCAGACAUAUGAAGAUUCACAAAGAACAUGUAUUUUUUUGCUCUAAAUGUACCGCGUUCUUUGACAAUGAAACAGCCUUGGCUACACAUAGAAGUCAAAAGCAUGCUGGCAAUUAUUUAUGUGUCCAGUGCGGUAAAUGCUAUUCGUCCAAACAGGUUAUGGAACGCCACGCAGCAACACAUGACGAUUCGUCAAAGGCUAAUCAAUGCCCUAUUUGUGACAAAACACUUUCCGACAAAAUAAGACUUAAGGCACAUAUGAAUAUGCAUGAAGGAAUAAAGCCAUUCUCUUGUCCGACCUGCAACCGGAAGUAUAGGUGCAAGUACGAGAAAAAUAGACACCAGCUCGUAUGCAGUGGACAAAGAAAGUUAACAUGUUCUAUCUGCGAUGCACACUUUUCAGUCUUGAGGGCAUUAAAUGACCACAUGAAAGCACAACAUGAACUUAGGCGAUAUACCUGUAAAUUUGGCUGUGGAAGAAGUUAUGCAUACAUGUCGUCACUCCGCAAACAUGUCAAUAAAUGUAAGGGGAAAAUGUAAACGUUUCUUUCUUUUUUAAUUAGAACUGCACAGUAAUUGUAACAGACAGGUUUAAUAUCUAAUCAUAAACUGUUCUGUUUCAAAUGUUUCAUGUUAAGCAUAUUGUUCCGCUGAAAUUAAGAUUUGGUUUGGUAAUGAUAUUUGACAUGUUAAAUUAAAGGUCAAGUUUGAGACUUGGUGACUAGUUUGUGAAUAGUAGGUCAAUAGUGUAGAAAGAAUUUUUUUUUUUUUGAUAUCCGACAAAAGUUUUGAUAUAAAAAAUUCGAUUUUUCUGAUUAUCAAAAACUGAUUUACCAAGAAAUCAAUUUCUAACUUCAGAAUAUAAAAAGCCUAAUUUAAUAUCAAGAAGUCAUUUCCUGUUAUUCUGGAUAUCAAGAAUUCGAUUUCUUGAUAUAAAAAAUCUUGAGAAGCUUUUUAUUUUCGGAUGUCAGAAAAUUAUUUCUUGAUAUCUAAUAAUCUAUAUUUUGAUAUCAAGAAUUCGGUUUCCUUAUACCAGGAAAUCUAGUUUUGAUAUCAGAAAAUCUAAUUCUAGAUACUAUCAAGAUUGUUUUUAUGAUAUCAAUAAAUAUGUAUUGAUUUCAAGAAAUAUGAGGCGCCGUUUUACUAUUAAUACCCCAUUUCUUUGAGAUCAGAAAGUCAUUUUUUGAUAUCGAAAAUCGAUUUCUUGAUAUCUUAUAAUAUUUCUUGACAUCAUAAAAUAUUUUAUUGACAUCAAUAGGCAUAAGAAAAUCGAACUCUUGAUAUCCAAAACUGAAAUCUGAUUAUCAAGGAAUCAUUUUCUGAUAUCAGAAAAGAAAAAACAUUUCUUGAUAUAAAAAUAAUCCAUUUUCUGAUAUCAAGACUUCAUUUUCUGAUAUCAAAACUUGCAUUUUCUGGUAUUAAGAAAUUGAUUUUUUCCGAAUUUUUUUCUUUAGAAAAUAGGCAAUAAAUAAUAAAACUGCGUCCCAUAAAGUUGUACUCCAUGUGCGGCUGAUUAUGUUCGUAGAUUUUUAAGAGAAAAACAGCAAUUUUAUUUAUGUUCAUUCCUUUUUAUUUUCUAUAGAAAUAGGCGAUGAUUUAUAAUGUUUUAUAUUUAGUUCUCAAACAUAUUACUUCGUCGAUUGUGUAAGAAACACAGAGUUAGAAUUCGACUGUUAGCUUUUGUAAAAUUAUACAAUAGUAAAAUAAUGUACAUUGUAUGUGCAACAUUUCAAAAGCAAUCAUAUUACCAGCAAACUUCAGCUUCAUCUAGACUGUACAAGGAGUUCAAAGCCAGACUUAAACAAUAAAUUUCACAAUACAUAUAUAAACAAUGAAAAGGAGCAGAAAGUGCAGACAAUUCUUAUAUUCUAACAUGGUUAAAUUUUAGAU
Messenger RNA from Mercenaria mercenaria, 2162 nucleotides. RefSeq names its product gastrula zinc finger protein XlCGF44.2-like. The record is from RefSeq and is a predicted model, not a curated record. Lineage: Eukaryota; Metazoa; Mollusca; Bivalvia; Venerida; Veneridae. Gene Ontology annotation, molecular function: RNA polymerase II cis-regulatory region sequence-specific DNA binding; DNA-binding transcription factor activity. Gene Ontology annotation, biological process: regulation of transcription by RNA polymerase II. The transcript is spliced from 2 exons. The coding region runs from base 27 to 812 and encodes 261 amino acids.